Messenger RNA from Symphalangus syndactylus (siamang), 4437 nucleotides. It is a transcript of the gene ADAT3, whose product is annotated as adenosine deaminase tRNA specific 3. Gene Ontology annotation, cellular component: cytoplasm; nucleus. The record is from RefSeq and is a predicted model, not a curated record. Lineage: Eukaryota; Metazoa; Chordata; Mammalia; Primates; Hylobatidae. Gene Ontology annotation, molecular function: tRNA-specific adenosine-34 deaminase activity.
GGACGGUUGCUAAGACUUGGAGAAGCGCUGCGCUCGCGCCCGGAUCCCUCAGGCCCCCAGUUAUCUCCCACACCCUACCCUGAGGGCCGAGGUUCCCCGCUGUCUUGCAGAGAAGGCCUCCUUGUAGGGUGGCCGGAAACAGGAUCGACUCCGUGGAAACAAGGACGGCUGGAUACAGUUCCUCACCCUGUAACCCUGGCACUUUGGGAGGCCAAGGCGGGUGGAUCACCUGAGGUCCGGAGUUCGAGACCAGCCUGGCCAACAUGGUGAAACUCCAUUUCUGCCAAAAAUACAAAAAUUAACCGGGUGUGGUGUCACACGCCUGUAAAACCAGCUACUCGGGAGGCCAAGGCAGGAGAAUCGCUUGAACCUGGGAGGCGGAGGUUGCAGUGAGCCAAGAUGGCACCAUUGUACUCCAGCCUGAGCAACCUAGCAAGACUCACUCUCCAAAAAAAAAAAAAAAAAAGAUUUUUUUUUUUUUUUUAAUUAGCCAGGCAUAGUAACAUAGGACACAUGUCUGUGGUCCUAGCUACUUGGGAGGCUGAGGCAGGAGGAUUGCUUGAGCCCAGGACAUUGAGGCUGCAGUGAACUGUGAUGGCACUACUGCAUUCCAGCCUGGGCAACAGAGUAAGACCCUGUCUCAAAAUAAAUAAAUAAAAUAUAUAUGUGUAGCGCCGGGCGCGGUGGCUCACGCCUGUAAUCCCAGCACUUUGGGAGGCCGAGGCGGGCGGAUCACGAGGUCAGGAGAUCAAGACCAUCCUGGCUAACACGGUGAAACCCCGUCUCUACUAAAAAUACAAAAAAAAAAAAAAAGGCCUGGCGUGGUGGCAGGCGCCUGUGGUCCCGGCUACUCCCAAAGGAGGCUGAGGCAGGAAAAUGGUGUGAACUCAGGAAGCGGAGCUUGCAGUGAGCCAGGAUCGUGCCACUGCACUCCAGCCUGGGCGACAGAGUGAGACUCCGUCUCAAAAAAAAAUGUGUGUGUGUGUGUGUAGAAACAAGCCCCAGGCUGGGUGCAGUGGCUCACGCCUGUAAUCCCAGAACUUUGGGAGGCCUAGGCAGGUGUAUCACAAGGUCAGGAGUUCGAGACCAGCCUGGCCAAUAUGGUGAAAUCCCACCUCUACAAAAAAUAUAAAAAAUUAGCCGGGCGUAGUGGUGCACAUCUGUUGUCCCAGCUGCUUGGGAGGCUGAGGCAGGAGAAUUGCUUGAACCAGGGAGGUGGAGGUUGCAGCGAGCCAAGAUCGCGCCACUGCCCUCCAGCCUGGGGGACAGAGUGAGACUGUACGAAAAAAAAAAAAAAAAGCCCCUGGCCGGGCGCGGUGGCUCACGCUUGUAAUCCCAGCACUUUGGGAGGCCGAGGCGGGCGGAUCACGAGGUCAGGAGAUCGAGACCACGGUGAAACCCCGUCUCUACUAAAAAAUACAAAAAAUUAGCCGGGCGUGGUGGCGGGCGUCUGUAGUCCCAGCUACUCGGAGAGGCUGAGGCAGGAGAAUGGCGUGAACCCAGGAGGCGGAGCUUGCAGUGAGCCGAGAUCGCGCCACUGCACUCCAGCCUGGGCGACAGAGCGAGACUCCGUCUCAAAAAAAAAAAAAAAAAAAAGCCCCCCCACAGACUAUUGGUGUGUCCUGGAACUGAGCAUUAGCUGUUCCCUCUCUGAAAAAAAGGCAGAGCAGGAAUUCCCAUUUCACAGGGGUGGAAGCCGAGGCUUGGAGGAGUCAGGACUGGUGCCUGAGCUCUCGCUCAGGCAGUGACGGCAUCUGGCUUGAUGCCUCUAGGGCAGGUUGGGGACUAGGUGUGUUUUCUGGGCGGACACACCCAGGUCCCGGCAUGGACCUUGGCCUCCUCAUCUGUGGGAUUAGAUAAAGGCCUCCCAGCCUCCAGUUCACCAGGGUUGUCACCACGCAGGACCCAACUCACCUUCCUGGAGCUUUGCCAGUUCCCAUCCCAGCCCAGGCUGGCAGCCAUGUUCCGCUGCAACCUGGGCUGCCUGCCCUCCUGAGGGGUCCCAGUGGUCGCCUGCCUUCUGGGUGGGUGUGGUAGGGGGAGGGUCAGGUGGCCCCCCGCUGUUGGGGGGCAGUCGCUGCGGGAGUGCGUCGUCCCCCCUGGGCCAUAGCGGGUGGGUAGGAGCUGCUCUGGCAGUUGAGGCCACCCUGGCCUGGGACAAUCAGCCUGAACACUGUGCCUGUUCCGGGAUUUUGACCUGCCCUCCGAAGGCAUGGCGGGCCCAGCCUGCAGUGUCCCGGCAGCUGCCUCCUCUCUGGGUCGUUUGUGUUUCAUCAGACAGAGGUUGUACUCUUGGAGGGACAAGCGAGGCUGUGUUUGUCUUUUACCCUGGAGACAGUGGAGUGUUUGUGGCCCAGCCGGGCCGCGCGGGCCUCUCGGUACUGGUCGCGCGUGCUGUGCGUUUUGGGAGGGCCCAGCAAGUCGGCUGCUAAGGGCUCCACAUGGCACAGGGCCUCGGGCAGCGGCAGCACCUGGCGCUGACUCCGCGCUUUCUGCUCCUAGCUCCCACUGCGCCUCUGGUUCUGUGCUUUGUUGAAUGCGUGAGCCUCGGGCAGCGCUGGGGCCGCUUCAGCGUGACCUCCAAGGCCACUGGCCCGGAGUUCCACUGGCUGCCGGUCCUCCAUCUGUGGGGCGCCCCGGCGGCUGACGCGUGAACCGGGCAGUGCAUCUCGAGUAGCACCCACAGCUGCGCGGCUGCGAAAUGAUCCAGCGACACAUCCCUGUCUGUGGGAGGAGCCGUCCAUACCAGCGGGGAUGUGUAGUCCAGGUGGGCGGUGGUGUUCAGGGUCGUCCAGAGUCAUUUUAAGAUCAUCUGCGGCUUAGCCCCAGCACCAUCUGAGGCAGUACUGUCUGCUAGAAAUACCUGUGAGCACACAGGGGUUAGCAGGACAUGAGGGAGUGUAGCCCUGAUGCCGUGACCUGGGCCGGAGCCCUCGGACUAGCCUCAGCUUUGGUGGCAGCACGCCCUGCCUUGUGGAGCCACGGCCUCCUAGGACGGACUCCCCGGCUCUCCCCCAACCGCCCGCAGCCGCCAGAUGAUCCUCUGCUCCCGUCUCUGUCUCCCACAGUCGGCCUUGCUGAGGAUGGAGCCCGCCCCGGGCCUCGUGGAGCAGCCCAAGUGCUUGGAGGCCGGGAGCCCGGAGCCUGAGCCGGCGCCGUGGCAGGCUCUCCCUGUCCUGUCCGAGAAGCAGUCAGGGGACGUGGAGCUGGUGCUGGCCUACGCCGCGCCCGUCCUGGACAAACGCCAGACCUCACGCCUCCUGAAGGAGGUGUCGGCCCUGCACCCGCUCCCCGCCCAGCCUCACCUCAAGCGGGUGCGGCCCAGCGGAGAUGCCGGCAGCCCCCACGCCCUGGAGCUGCUGCUUUGCCUGGCUGGGCCCGCCUCGGGCCCGCGCUCGCUGGCUGAGCUCCUGCCACGGCCGGCUGUGGACCCCCGCGGCCUGGGGCAGCCCUUCCUGGUGCCCGUGCCCGCUCGGCCGCCUCUGACCAGGGGCCAGUUCGAGGAGGCUCGGGCCCACUGGCCCACGUCCUUCCACGAGGACAAGCAGGUGACCAGCGCCCUGGCGGGGCGGCUCUUCUCCACGCAGGAGCGUGCCGCCAUGCAGAGCCACAUGGAGCGGGCGGUGUGGGCGGCCCGGCGGGCGGCGGCGCGGGGCUUGCGGGCCGUGGGGGCCGUGGUGGUGGACCCGGCCUCGGACCGCGUGCUGGCCACCGGCCACGACUGCAGCAGCGCGGACAACCCCCUCCUGCACGCCGUCAUGGUGUGCGUGGACCUUGUGGCGCAUGGCCAGGGCCGCGGCACCUACGACUUCAGACCCUUCCCCGCCUGCUCCUUCGCCCCGGCCGCUGCCCUCCAGGCCGUCCGCGCAGGCGCCGUGCGUAAACUGGACGCAGAAGAGGACGGCCUCCCAUACGUGUGCACCGGCUAUGACCUGUACGUGACCCGCGAGCCCUGCGCCAUGUGCGCCAUGGGCCUGGUGCACUCACGCAUCCUGCGUGUCUUCUACGGCGCAUCCUCGCCCGACGGCGCCCUGGGCACCCGCUUCCGCAUCCACGCACGGCCCGACCUCAACCACCGCUUCCAGGUGUUCCGCGGGGUGCUGGAGGAGCAGUGCCGCUGGCUGGACCCUGACACGUAGGCGCCGCCCUCGGGCCUCCGGACCCUUCCCGCUCCCGGCCUUGGGUCGCCCCUCCUGGACUUCCGGGCCUCGAUUUCUCCCGCACAAGCCUGUCCUUGGAUUUCAAGGACACAUACCGCCUCCAGCGGAGACCACGGGUGCUGCCUUCCGUGCGGAUCGAGCUUUCCUGGACUUGGUCAUUGGGGCGACCCCCGUGCCUGCGGUGCCCUUCUGCGGGGUGCCCUUGCUGCCUAUGUGUCCCCUCUGUCUCGCGGGCCAGGAAACUGCUCUGAUGGGAAAAUAAAAAGCCCAAAACCAA